AUGUCAGUCUAUUUGAGAUUAUUAUCCCUACUAUUAUGUGGAUUAAUUGUAAUCAGUUCUCCUGUAUAUUAUGUACCGUAUGAAAUGUGGGUUCCUUAUUAUUAUCAUCCUGAAGAUUUAAAUUUAAUGGAUGCUAGUGAAGCAAAAGACUCAUUAACAGAAGAAAAAUCAGCAUUACCCGCAGAUCUUAGUGAUCAAAGUUAUCGUAAAGGUGGUUUAGACAUGGAUGAUGAAUAUGACAUUCCACAAUUAAACAAUUUAGCUGUAGAACAGGAAAAAGGAGAGGAUGAAAAACAAGAAACAGAUGAAAAUGGAUUUGAGAACAAUCAAGAUAAUCAAUCAGAUGAUGUUUUAACGCACUACGAUGAUGAUGAACGACAUGAAAAUGGGACAGACGAUAAUAACAAUCAAUCAAGAAAUAGAAUAAUAGCUCCUGUUCGAUUUCAUACGACAGGGUAUUCAAAGGCUAGACUUCUUUAUGGACAACUACCAGCAGUUUCUUUACCAAUAGCGCUACCAGCUCAAACACAGGUUCCUGUUUCAUUGCCUAUGUCACAACAAGUGUUGACAAGUCCAUACAGUGCUGCAAGCUUAGGCACUCAUGUGUAUUUGCCUACCCAAGCAGUACACGCUCAAAUUCCUAUAAUGGUUCCUCAAACUGUUGUUCCACAUACUAAUCAGUAUAGAAUUCAGGUUCCAGCAAUCGUUCAACCUCAGCAGCCUGCAAUUAUUUUACCACAACAGCCUACAAUAAUUCAACCACAAAUACCUACAAUGACUCAACCCCAGAUGCCUACAAUCGUCCAACCUCAAUCACCGCCCGAAAGUACACCAACUGGAAGAGGAGAAUUCCCUCCAAUGCCUCCUCAACAACCAUUCCCUCCAAUGCCUCCUCAACAACCAUUCCCUUCACCACCAAGUGUUCCAUUUCCAGGUUCAACACAGCAACAAAAUAACCAAAUAUUUCCAGGACAGCAACAACAGCAACAACAACAACAACAAAACCAACAGCCACCUGUAUUUCAACAAACACAAAUAGUUCAGCAACCCCAACCCCAACAGCAACAGCAACAGCAGCAGCAACAACAACAAACACAGCCAUCAGUAUUCCCAACACCAACAGCAGUGCCACAACAACCGACACCUACAUUGCCACAAAAUACGCUUAUUACAGUCAGACACGUUGUUAUGACACCAAAAAUACAAGUGCUUGUCAAAAAGCCGAGAACCAAAACCAGGUAUAUAGUGAAACGAUAUUUCUAG
Messenger RNA from Trichobilharzia regenti, 1263 nucleotides. The record is from the annotation of a GenBank genome assembly. Lineage: Eukaryota; Metazoa; Platyhelminthes; Trematoda; Strigeidida; Schistosomatidae.